Plutella xylostella (diamondback moth) is the source of this 2368-nucleotide messenger RNA. It is a transcript of the gene Hexim, whose product is annotated as Hexamethylene bisacetamide inducible. The record is from RefSeq and is a predicted model, not a curated record. Gene Ontology annotation, molecular function: 7SK snRNA binding; cyclin-dependent protein serine/threonine kinase inhibitor activity. Gene Ontology annotation, biological process: negative regulation of cyclin-dependent protein serine/threonine kinase activity; negative regulation of transcription by RNA polymerase II. Lineage: Eukaryota; Metazoa; Arthropoda; Insecta; Lepidoptera; Plutellidae. Gene Ontology annotation, cellular component: nucleus; nucleoplasm; cytoplasm.
UUUUGUUUAUAUCCUAUCCUGAAAUAAAAAAUGGCGACGUUGCUCAUUGCUAGUGAUUGUGUCUGCUGUUUAUGUGUUGUCUUGACAUUAGCAGGAGUGCAGGACACUUGAAAUUGUUGUCAUUGCAUAAGGAGAAUCUCAUUUCAUAUUAAACACGUAUUAUUAAAGGGAAAUCGUGAUUAAAAGUGAAUAAUAAUGGACGUAAAUAGUGUUGAAGAAUUAAAAGAUGGCGACGGGACGCGAUCUUUAUUAAUGACAGUGCCCUCUCCCGGAAAUUUACAAAAACAAAAAUCUAUCGAAGGCCUUGAUGGGGCUGUCAAAAAGAAGAGAAGACGCGGCAAAUCUAAAAGAAAAGUAAUAAAACCAUUUUUGAAAAUUCCUUGGCCCGAUAGGAAACGAAAUGAUAAAAUUAAAAGAAAUCGUUUUCGAAAAAUAGUUUUGACAAAGACUACUGCACCUGCACCUUUCAAUAAUAAUCAGUUCUUAAUGGAAAUACAUAAGCCGGAACCCGAUAAUGAGCUUCAAAUGUGCCAAACACCUUCUACGCGAACCCGAGAUUCAAGUUUUAGUGUGGACUCAGAAGAAAACUACUUUUAUUCAUUACCGGAAGAUGAAGAAGAUUUUUUAACAAAAGAGUUUUCAAGUGUUUAUGAGGAUGCUCAGAGCGAAAGAUUGUCCAAUAUGACUAAAAAUGAUCUUAUUCAAGAGUAUAUUUUAUUAGAAGCUAAGUAUGAAAAUCUUGUUAAGAGAAAUGAGCGCUCAAAAUUCAAACAAAUUGAUGAGGACAAGGAUUCUGGCACUAACAAGACAGCAUUAUCAGCUGAAAUAAUGUGUACAGAUAAAGACAGUUCCACAUCGUCAGCUGAAACAUCUGCAGAACCAACUGUUGUGGAAUAUUUGCAACGUUUGAAAGAACAAGAAGAUGAAAUAGAAGAAUUAAAAUUGAAAAAUGAACAACUUCAACAUGAAAAUGAUCAUUUAAGACAAAAAGUAAAUUGCACAUCAAGUGAAGACUCUGAAAGUGAUAGCUCAUCUACAUCCAUGAGUGGCAGCUCGAGUAGCAGUUCUGAUGACACUCCCAUGAACAUUCCUGAUGUUGGUUUGACAGACAAUUCUCUAUUAAAUGUUGAGAACCAGAAUGGAAUAGUUGAAAAUGGUCUAAAUGGGUCCACUGAGGAUCCAGAUUCAGACUACCCACUUGUAAAUGGUCAUGGUCUCAAUGGCCAAUCUCAUGAGGACAAUGAAUGCAUGUGAUUUAUUAAAUUAAUUUUAAGUAUUUACAGGGAGUUAUAGUUACACUUAAACUUGUUUUGUUUUAAGCCAAAGUGAUGAUCAGGAUGGAAAUCUCUCUACAAAAUCCUUCUAAUAUUAGACACAAAAGUUUGUGAGCAUGGAUGUUUAUUACUCUUUCACAUAAAAACUACUGAACAGAUUUUCAUGAACUUUGGUAUAUAUACCCUGGAUUAAUACAUAGGAGUAUUUUUUUCCUGGAAUAUCAAGGGACAACUUCAAGGGAAAAGCAAAGCUUGUGACAGUUGUAAGCUACUGGUGGUUCUUAAUAUUGUAAUGAAAUAAGAUCUAUUUGUAUGUACAUAUUAAGAUGAUUGAUUUGUAGCUUACAGAUGCCCCUGUUGAACAAUCAAUAUUACAUUCCCAAUAUAAAUAUAGGGAAGCAAUUCACCGCUUGGUUGCAGUGAUACUUAGUAGUCCACCUCCCAUAUCUCAACAAUAUAGUCAAGAGCCUUUUGUUAUACUUACAUACCUAUAUUGGUAGUGAUUCUGAAUGUACCAAGUAGAAAUGUUGCAAUUUCAAUUUGUUAUCUUCACUGUGUACAUCUGAUUUUCUAUACUUAUUCCAAAUCUAAGUUUUGAGGUCUACCUAAAAUUUGUGCCUAAAAAGUCGCUACACCAAUGUAUUCUUACUUACUUAAGUUUUUACAUAAUAAUGGUAUAUAAAAUAUGCACCAAAAUUAAAUAAAUUUAUGUUACAACAGCUAAUAAAUUUACAUGUAAGAAUAUAAUUAUAGGUACCUGCAGGUAUGUACAAACUGUAGAUCAACAAGACAUUGCUUAAUAGGUAUUGAUAAAACCAUUAGAUAUAACUUACAACAUAACCACAUUUAUUAUGAUGUACCUACAAUUUCACUGUCACUGAAAUGUUUAUUUUAAUUUACUCAGCCUUGCCCACAUUGUAUUAUUUAUUUUGCAGAGCUCUUGUCUUGUAAUAUAUUUCAUAGCAUGCCUAUUAAUGUAAAAAUGCUUAAAAGCUAUAUAAUUUUACUAUUAUAGGAUGUUAAAAGAUAACAACUGUUCAGUUCUGUUAUAUUUUAAUUAAAACAAUUAUGAAUACAUACUAAAAGUUAGUAAA